Messenger RNA from Stomoxys calcitrans (stable fly), 1456 nucleotides. RefSeq lists its product as uncharacterized. The transcript has a single exon. Lineage: Eukaryota; Metazoa; Arthropoda; Insecta; Diptera; Muscidae. The record is from RefSeq and is a predicted model, not a curated record. Bases 426 to 1427 code for a protein of 333 amino acids.
AUUGUCAUUAAGGUCAACUCCCUUUGGAGAAAAAAAUUUUGAAUUGUAAAAUAAAAUCGUUGUGAAAGUUAUUGACUAUAGACAAAAAUUGAGGAGGGAAAUUUGAAGAUUUUCAUAUGUCUAUAAAUGUUUUUGCGCAAUAUUAAUUACGUAAAGUUAGGAGCCGUCUGCCAAUUUCCACAAAGAAACCAAAUCCCAAAAACCCACAAUACUUUGCGAUAGUUGUAAACAAAACGUGAAACAACUGACAACUUUUCAAUUUUCUAGUUCAUGAUUCCCUUAAUGAGAUUUCCGGUAAUUGGUUGCGGUUUGCAGCCUUCGUUUAAAAUUGUUUUGCUCCAUUAAAUUCAAAGUGCAUCAAUGAUGUUUAUAAAAGCCCCAUUUCUAUGAGGGCAUGCAGCAGAAAGUAAAAGCACUUGCUGAACAUGGUGUCAGCAAAAGGAUUCGCUGUUUUAUUUCUGUGUACCGUCGUAUCCCAAAUAACUCCACAGCAGGACAGCCCAACAAAAGGCAUUAAUUGGAAAAAUGCAAGACCUGGCAAACUUCUGCAUGCUUUGGAUUCUUUAGUUUUGGACUACCACCAUCAACCAACCAUCAACAGUCCAAUAUCAAACGAUACGAAAAAUUCAAAAAGUUUUCUUCCGACCCCAGGCACAAGCAUAAGGAUUUCGAAUAACCAUAUACGCAAAGGAGAACCGAAAAAUAUAGCCCGAUUCCCGAGAAGAACUGAUGACGUUGACGAAUCAACGUCGCCAGAAUCUACGUAUGACUAUGAUAGGGCCUAUGAUACAUUCGUUCGCAAAUAUUUUGAAGAUGCUGCACUCUCGGCAAGUGCUAGCUCAGAAAAACAUCAUGACACUAGUACACAAUACAGUGGUGAGGAACAAUUUCGGUCCGCAGAAGUGGACGAGCCGCAAAUCGAAGAAACAAAACAUUCCAGCAAGACAAACAAAGGCUGUAAGAGUAUGGUAAAAAAUAAUAAGAUGUGCCGCAUAUGUGUUCGGAAUGGCGAAACUUCUGAAAGUUGCUCCUACAAUAAGGAAUCUGCCCCAAAAAAGUUUGCAUAUGAAAUAGAAAAUAGAUAUCGGCAACAUCGGGAACUUUCGCCCGAAACUAUGGAACACCGCCCAAAGCCCCACCAACAAUAUCCGAAAAAGUCAACGUCCGUUGAUGAAGCUUCUCCAACAUGCAUGCGAAAGACAAUGCGUAAUAAAGUGUGUUACCACUGCGAAAACGAGAGGUCCGAAACAACCGUUCAAUGCUAUACCGAUAUGGAGUCCAAAGGAACUCCAGAUAAUUCAGGCAAUAGAAAAAAUGCAGAGCAACGCAUAUAUAAACGAACAGUCUUGUAUACCUACGAGAAAGUUCCACCGACUGCGGCACCAGCCACAACAACAAGCGCCAAAAGCCCUACUGAGAUUAUUUAAAGACAUUUCAAACUGUAGUGUUUUUUUUU